AUGGGCCGCAAGAAGAUUCAGAUUAAACGUAUUGAAGAUGAUCGCAAUCGUCAAGUGACAUUUGCCAAGCGUAAAAAUGGUAUUUUUAAGAAGGCCAUGGAGUUAUCAAAGCUUUGCGACUGUGAGAUUGCGUUGAUUGUGUUUGAUUCGAACGAGAAGCUUUACCAGUACUCAAGUACCGGUGUGGAUCAGAUUCUGCUAAAGUACACGGAGUACGGACAGCCCUUUGAGACUAAGGAUAAUAAUGAUUACGAGGUCAUGUUUGGUGAGAAGAAAAAGCAGCUGCAAGAAGCGGCCAAGGCAGCGGCAGCAGCAGUCGCAGGAGCUAAUGUUGAAGCAUCUUCUAACUUUGAUAUGACUGACGAAUCGACCGCUAAUGGAACUACGGAGCAGUCUUUCCAAUCCAUGCAUGGAGGUAUGAACGGUGCUCCACUGGGACUUGCAAACGAUCCCGACCAUUACAUGCUCAAUUCUUGCAGUCGACCGCGGGCUCAGAAAAAACGGGUGCAUCGCAGUUUCCAGCAGCUUCUCCAGAAGGCACACAUUGGUUACACACCUCCAACGCUUCCACUCUACCAGCACGGGAUGGGAGCACCUGGAGGUCCUCCAAACCACCACAUGUUUAACGCACUUCCCAGCCCACCCAAUCUCUCAGGCAUUCUUCCAUCACCUACAACUGGCAUGCUUCUGCAUGACUUCAGUCCCCAAAAUGCAAGUUUCUUUGGGCAUAACUCCAUGCUUGCUCCUGGCAUGCCUGGAGAUUUUCAUGACAGCAAAAGCAGUGUUUUCGGUCUAAACCUUGUGUCGUCAGACUUUGGCCAAGGUUGUGGUAACAGCGUUCAGCCACAACAGCUGCAGCAGUCAGAAGACCCGUUCUAUGCUUCAAGCAAGCAAAGCGAUUUGCCUGACAUGUCCAGUGCCAAUUGUCCGAGUUCUUUUGUCGGUGGUGGUGAGGUGUUUGCAGACACCAAAGCUUUCGAUGCUGACGUAACAAAUUGCAGAGUAGCGAGGCCGUUGGAAAAGACGCAGGAGCAGUCACAGGAAUAUGAUUUUACGAACAAUAGAGAAGACUCACAAGCUGUGAAGGAGAACGAGACGACAGUUAAUGACGAGUCUGCUGUAGACAAAGUCUUGUUACCGAAACGUGAACCGAAACAGGACAGUUAUGAUGACCCUGUCAUAUCUUCAAACUUGACAAAGUGUAGCGAUACUCAAGGCGCGUCUCCAACCAGAGCAGUUGCGUCUUCAGAAUCGCUGGCUCCGAGCAUCACGUCGGACCCAACAGGCUGUGAAAUAGAGAAGCGUUCACGCUCGGAGAUAAUGGAAACAGCGUCUACAAGUCCGCACAAGCGUCAGCGCAUGGUUGUUUGA
Molecule: messenger RNA, 1371 nt
Organism: Peronospora belbahrii
Lineage: Eukaryota; Oomycota; Peronosporomycetes; Peronosporales; Peronosporaceae
Source: the annotation of a GenBank genome assembly